Molecule: messenger RNA, 1549 nt
Organism: Quercus robur (English oak)
Lineage: Eukaryota; Viridiplantae; Streptophyta; Magnoliopsida; Fagales; Fagaceae
Exons: 7
Coding region: 240-1310 (356 amino acids)
Cellular component (GO): cytoplasm; membrane
Source: RefSeq, a predicted model, not a curated record
GAGUAUAAGAGAAUAGGAAAAGUGCCCAGUACCGCUCCUUUAGCAGCCUUGCUGGUGCUUGGUGAUCUACAUAACUUGUCCCAAAAAGAGAGAACUCUCCACUUGACCCAUGACCCUGGCCUAUUAAAUGGUUCACUGCACGCAAUCCUUACGUGAAAUAAGAAGAAUAUUCAAAAUUGAUUUGAAAUUCUCAUUUUUCUUUUUAUUUUCUCUUCUAAACUUACCAUUUGGCACUUGCCAUGGCAACUCUUUACAGCACCAUCACCACCCAUAAACUCUCUCCACACGCAAAACCCAUCACAGAAUCCAAGAAAACCAACUUCUCUCCAACUGUCUUCUCCACCCAACUCUUCACCAACAAGUCCAAGUCCAACCCACCAAAUAAUUUGAGCUUCUCAACCCAGAAAAGAAGGAACUGGGUCAUUGAGUCAGUCACAGAGGACAGAGAGGUGGUUCCAGUGAAGAAUAAACUUGCUGAGGACCAAGAAAGCCGCUUGUUGCUUAAUGGGUCUGACGAAUUUCAGCCUCUUUCUCCAUCUGAGGGAAGAGAAGAAGAACAGGGUGAUGAUGAUUUCGAUAGGUUGGUUAGUAAAGCUAUCAAUGCUACUAUUGUGCUUGGAUUUGGGACCUUUGCUGUCACCAAGUUGCUCACCAUUGACCUUGAUUACUGGCAUGGAUGGACCCUUUAUGAGAUACUGAGGUAUGCACCUGAACACAAUUGGAUUGCCUAUGAACAAGCUCUCAAAGCAAACCCUGUUUUAUCCAAAAUGGCGAUAAGUGGGAUUGUGUACUCUGUAGGAGAUUGGAUUGCCCAAUGUUAUGAAGGAAAGCCGCUUUUUGAGUUUGACCGGACACGCAUGUUUAGAUCAGGCUUAGUUGGGUUUACUCUCCAUGGAUCCCUUUCUCAUUAUUACUACCAAUUUUGUGAGGCUCUUUUUCCUUUCCAAGAUUGGUGGGUGGUCCCUGCUAAAGUUGCCUUUGACCAAACAGUGUGGGCGGCAAUUUGGAACAGCAUCUAUUUUGUGUUUUUGGGGUUCCUACGUUUUGAAUCCCCUACCAAUAUAUAUAAUGAACUAAAGACGACAUUUUGGCCCAUGCUGACUGCAGGGUGGAAGCUUUGGCCAUUUGCCCAUUUGAUAACCUAUGGUGUUAUCCCUGUUGAACAAAGGCUUCUCUGGGUGGACUGUGUGGAGCUCAUCUGGGUUACCAUACUCUCAACUUAUUCAAAUGAGAAAUCAGAAUCACGAAUAUCUGAAGUAUCAUCAAAAGCAAAUCCUACUUCUUCAUCAAGCAGUCCUCCUAAGGAGUAAAUGAAUAGGGUACACAUGGUAAACUGAGAACAAGGUUCAAUGGAGGUAAACUGAGAAGUGUUCAAUAGAAGUCACAAGGAGUGAUCAACCAUAUCGUACUUCUUACUUCUUGAAGCCUAUCAUCAUCAAUGGGAAACUGCAAAUUUAUGGACUCUCAUAAUCUGUAACCUGCCUCUACAGCUGCUGCAUACCCCUUUUAGUCAUUAUACAUCAAUAUUGUCUUUGUUUAUAGUUUUUUU